GCGAGCAUAGAGCCCAUAGGAGUUGAGAGCAUACUGUGGUUGAGAGGCGGUGACCUCAUCGUCGUCGCGAGGCGGAGCGAACCGCUGCAACUUUUAGAUGAACUUCUGAUUUGAACAAACCGAGAGGCGGUCGGCGGAGUGCACGUCAACAACAGACGCAAAAGGUGAACAGAUUCAGAGGUUUUCUGCUGCGAAGUAUUUACAGCCGGUUCGUUUUUAUCUUUACCGGCCGUGACGGUGUGUGUACGCCGGAGACUGACCAGCGAGAGCGUUAUUUUUCCUCUCUUAAACGCCGACAAGGUGGAAAUUAAUAAAGGGAAACCUCUUCUGAUGCCAGUCACACAUGUAGGCACAGGAUUAAAGGAAGACCUAUCCUGGUCAUUGUUCAUCACGGCUGGAUGAAGUCGCCUGUCUGAUCUGAAGGAAACCUUUUACUACUUGAGGUUGGGAAAGCUGUCCUCUGUUGGCAGUGCUUUGUGUUUACAAGAGAUCCAGACACCCACAGUGAAAAGAGAUGUUUUUUCUCGUCAAGGUCAGUUCCUGAGUUGGUCCCGUCCAGACUGAAUUUAAGUUCUCCUCUAGUAUGGUUGCAAUGAAGACUGCUUUUUAGAGACUUCAGCUGUGAAAGUUCACCAUUAACACAUUUGUGUUCAUCAAGCUUCUUCAAGCAUCAAAUGUAUUCGUGAGACUCUCUCAUCACUUCAGUCAGUGGGCAUUAUGUUGACCCUAAUCUAAACCCAUUAGCAACCCAUCCCUACAUUUUCCUCCCAUCUCCCUUCCCCACACCCUUUCCCAUCUCCAUCAUGACCAGUCUGAAGCGUUCUCAGACAGAGCGCUCGGUUGGGGGCUCAGUGCCGGCUUCUGAUGAGUUUUAUACCCGCCGCCUGCGAUUGCCCAAUGGAGGGGCACCACCACCCCGCAGUGAGAGCGCCCACAUCUCCUCUUCCUCCACCACUGGCACCAACCCUGGUGUCCCCAAGAUGGGGGUUCGUGCUCGUGUGGCUGAUUGGCCCCCAAGGAAAGAUGGGGGAGGAGGGGGAGGAGGAGGAGGAGGUGGUGGAGGAGGAGUUGGUGGUGGAGGAGGAGGAGGAGGAGGUAGUGGUGGCAGUGGAGGAGGAGGGAUGUCGGCCGUCACAGCCCACAGCAAUCUGUCAGCCAAGCUGGGCCACCUGAUAAGCCCCCAGGACUCAUCCAUGCUGCGCAACAUCCACAACACACUAAAGAGCAAGAUGCAUGGCAAGGGAAAGGACAAUCGCUUCCUGUCACCAGAUGGCUAUCUGGGCUCACCUCGCAAAGGCAUGAGGCGCAUCCGUCAACGCAGUAACAGUGAUAUAACUAUCAGUGAGCUGGAUGUGGACGGUAAUGAGGGCUGGUCAUUCUCCGGGUGGACACCCAUGCACCGUGAGUAUGGCAGCACCUCAUCCAUAGAUAAACAUGGUGUGUCAGGAGAGAGCUUCUUUGACAUGCUCAAGGGAUACCAGUCCUCUGAGGCCCCUGAUCAGCGAAGCCCAGCUCCAGACAAGCUAACCGAGCUACUUACCGUGGCCCCAACAAAACAGCCUGCCCUGGACUUGCCAGAUGGGCCGUUGGGUCCAGCCAGAGGUAGUCCUGCCAGCCGGCUGAAAGAAAGAGAGAAGCACUUGAAGAGGAGGUCAAAGUCAGAGACCGGUGGAGAGUCAAUAUUCCGUAAGUUGCGCAGCGUGAAGGUGGAGGGGGACUCCUCAAGGGCUGGCUCAGAUGCUGAAGAUGGGGGGAAAGGGGAUGAGAGUGGCCCACCUCCCAAACCUUGGGCAUGUCAAAAAGGCUUUGCCCAUUUUGAUGUCCAGUCUCUACUCUUUGACCUCAAUGAGGUAAUCCAUAGUCGGCAGUCUGGGUCCAAACGGAAGAACACCACUACCGGUGCCUCGGCUGCUGCUGCCGCCUCUGCUUCGGCCACAUCCUCUCUCUCCUCCAAUCAGAGUGGAGUGUACGGGUCACCCUGUGGCUCACAAGAGGAGUUGAGUAAGGAGGGGACAGGAGGAGGACACGGUACCAACCCGGUCUUGGACCCUGGUGAUGACAAGAGUAAUGACCUGGUGCUCAGCUGCCCUUGUUUCAGGAAUGAGAUUGGUGGAGAGCGAGAGAGGAACAUCUCUCCACCUAAACAGGGCAGCAUAGGUAGUGGUGGUAGCUCAAGCAAUUCUUCUGGAAGUACAGAGGAAGGACCUUUGGAUGCCAUCCUCACUACUCAUUUUACUAAUGCUGGUGUGGCUGUGCUGGAGGCUGCCAAGGACGGGCCGAGCCAACAUGCUGACAGGUCCAAACGUUACAUUAUGGAACAUGUUGACCUUGGCACCUAUUACUACCGAAAGUACUUCUACCUCAGAGAACACUGGAACUACCUGGGAGUAGACGAGAAUCUGGGCCCAGUGGCAGUGAGUUUGAGGAGGGAGAAGUUGGAUGAACACAAGGAGCAUGGCCAGCAAUACAACUUCAGGGUCAUCUUCAGAACGAGUGAGCUAAAUACCCUGAGGGGCUCCAUCCUGGAAGAUGCGGUACCUUCCACAUCCAAGCAUGGUCUAGCUCGAGGCCUGCCCCUCAAAGAGGUGCUGGAGUACCUGGUGCCUGAGCUCAACGUCCACUGCCUGCGCCUGGCACUCAACACCCCUAAGGUCACUGAGCAGCUAAUGAAGCUGGAUGAGCAGGGGUUGAGUUUCCAGCGGAAGGUGGGGGUGAUGUACUGCAUGGCAGGCCAGAGCAGCGAGGAGGAGAUGUACAACAAUGAAUUGGCUGGUCCUGCACUGGAGGAGUUCCUUCAUCUGCUGGGGGAGAGGGUUAGACUCAAAGGCUUCACCAAGUACCGGGCCCAGCUGGACACCAAGACUGACUCGACGGGCACCCACUCCAUGUACACCACUUACAAAGAGUAUGAGCUCAUGUUUCAUGUGUCUACCAUGCUGCCAUACACACCCAACAAUAAGCAACAGUUACUCCGGAAGCGUCAUAUUGGGAAUGAUAUCGUCACGAUCGUGUUCCAGGAACCCGGGGCGCUCCCUUUCACCCCCAAAAAUAUUCGCUCACACUUCCAGCACGUCUUUGUUGUUGUGCGUGCUCACAACCCAUGCUCCGACAACAGCUCCUACAGUGUUGCUGUCACUCGUUCCAAAGACGUGCCCUCCUUCGGCCCCCCUAUUCCAGAAGGCGUGGCUUUUCCCAAGUCCUCUGUGUUCCGGGACUUCCUGCUGGCCAAAGUCAUCAAUGCAGAAAAUGCUGCCCACAAGUCGCACAAGUUCCGUGCCAUGGCCACCCGAACGCGCCAGGAGUACCUGCGCGACCUGGCUGAGCGCCACACCACCAGCACACCCAUCGACCCCUCUGGGAAGUUCCCCUUCAUCUCACUGGCCCACAAGAAAAAAGAGAAGAGCAGGCCGUAUGAAGGGGCAGAGCUGCGCAGCCUGGGGGCGGUGACCUGGCUGGUCCACGUUGAGGAUCACGGGACCGGAGGGGAACUGGAGGCCCUCCUUUCUAUCUCCAAUGACUUUCUCAUCCUGUUGGACCAGGAGGCCAAGGCUGUGGUGUUUAACUGUGCCACUAAGGACGUGAUUGGCUGGACGCUGAGCAGCCCUGCGUCUUUGCGGAUUUUCUACGAGCGGGGAGAAAGUGUGUCCCUGAGGAGUAUCAGUAAUAAUACAGAGGAUUUCAAAGAGGUGGUCAAACGUCUAGAGUUCCUGACUAAAGGCUGUGAGACAUCCGAGAUGACGCUUCGUCGAAAUGGCCUGGGACAGCUGGGCUUCCACGUAAACUAUGAAGGCAUCGUGGCUGAGGUGGAGCCAUAUGGUUACGCCUGGCAGGCAGGACUGCGGCAAGGAAGCAGAUUGGUUGAAAUCUGCAAAGUUGCUGUAGCAACGCUGACCCAUGAGCAGAUGAUUGACCUCCUGCGGACCUCAGUGACCGUGCGUGUGGUUAUCAUCCCGCCACAUGAUGACGCCACACCGCGCAGAGGCUGCUCAGAGCUCUAUCGGAUGCCGGUGUCAGAAUACAACAAGGGCGGCGGCAGCAGCAGCAGCGAUAGCGGCUCCUUCGAAUACAAGUUCCCCUUCCGCAGCAACAACAACAAGUGGCAGAGGACCUCCAGCAGCCCUCAGCAGUCACUGACUGCCUCGCCACAGCCCCACACGCCCAACCGGGCCAUCAGUUUGGGUAGCUCAGUGGGGAAGACCCUGUCAGCUGAGAGGCUGGAGAGGGGCGCCGCCAUCCCACGCAGUGUCAGUAGUGAUGGACGGCCCCUGGACACCAAGAGGAUGUCUCCGGGCAGUGAGAGCUAUAGCUUGGCCUCCUCCUUGGCAUUGGGUCGUUCCCCUCACAAUCGCAGCUCUCCCAGCAACCUGUCUUGUUCCAGUGAUGCCUCCGGAAGCUCUGCUCACUGGAGACAGAAGUCCAUGCCUGAGCAGUUUGCAGGCAGCCGCCACUCUCCGAUGUCUGGGGAGAGACGAGAGGUGGUUGGAGAGGGCGGGUCCAGUGGAAAGUCCACUCCCAAUUGGUCAAGAAUGGAGGAAGGAGGAGGAGCCGAACGAGGAUCAACAGAGGCCCCAGUCUCCAAGUCUGGUCAAGGCUACUCUGGAGCUCCCCGCAUCCAGAGGCAGGAGCAGGUCAUCCACCUCUCCCCGAAGAAGGGCAGCCAGUCGGACGGCCCUUACUCUGGGCACUCCAGCAGUAACACUCUAUCCAGCACAGCUUCCAGCGGGGGCCACAGUGACAGCGAUAAAUGGUACGAAAUGGGAGCGGGUGGAGGCUCUAGCGGUGACCAGGGGGGGGAGCCAGAGCCCAACGGCUUGGGUGGAGGGGGCUACCUGCAGGGGGCUUCGGCCGACAGCGGCAUCGACACCAGCUCUUAUGGAGCUUCCCACCACACACACCCCCACUCUCAUCACGGCAGCACCACCUCCCUGCUGGCUCCCAGCGGAGGCAGGGAAAGCAGGGAGCGGUCAGUGUCCCCAUGGCACAGCCCCACCGAGGGAGGACGCAGGAUGCUGGAGAGGUCGCCAGCUGCAGCCGAGUCCCCGGGCCCUCCAGCAGAAAGGAGCCAGGACGGGACAGGCCGAACCCCACCUACCCAUCUCCUCGUUAGAGACAGCAGCACCUACAGUCUGAGUGAGACUGGAUCACACUCAAGUGCCAGGCACUCAGGCCACAGCUCCCCAAGAGACGAGUCCUCCUCUUCAACCACCUCGCCCUCGUCCCAGUCCUCACCGUCCCCUGGGCCCAAGAGCUUCUACCCCCGCCAAGGAGCUCAGUCCAAGUACCUGAUUGGUUGGAGGAAACCCGGUUCCACCAUUAAUUCUGUUGACUUCGGAGACACACGCAAGAAGUCUCCAGGAGAGAGUGGAGGGGAGGUUGUUCCAACCCCAGCAGCCAGGCCCUCUCUUCGGGAUAUGCACUCGCCUCAGCCUCAUGCUAAAUCUACUAUGGAGGAAGAUGUGAAGAGACACAGUGCCCCAGACAGCCCUCCACCACCACGCAGACAUAAGGAAAAGCACCACCAGAAAUCAGCACCAAGCCAGCCUCUCAGCCACCGUCGCUCACUCCAUCGCACCCUGUCCGAUGAGAGCAUCUAUCGCGGCCAGCGCCUUCCUCCCCUGUGCGACUCGGUGGCUGACCCGGCACUCAGCGGUGAUGUUCUCUUCAGCUGCUCCACCCUCCCACGCUCACCCACCACCCGCGGUGUUCCCCUCCGACGGCCUUCCUAUAAGCUGGGAGUCAAACUCCACGGUGACCUUUCAGCAUCUGACACAUCAUUGGUGGAUUUGGUGGAGCGUCAUCGUGGACCCCUCCCUCAGGAGCUGAUGCCCCUCCCAUCUCAAGACAGGGACAGCCCCCUAGAGUGGACACACCUGGUGGAUGUGGCCAGUACAUUUGAAAGUGAAAGAAACACACACUACGUCCAGAGAAGUUAUGUGUUUGGAGAUUCAAACCACCGAAACAGCGGCGCCUCCAGCCCCCAACAGGGCCACAUAGAGCUGCAGCCCGCUCCACUGUCACGGCCCUCAUCUAGUGAGGGUCACAUAGGGCUGGAGAGGAAGGUGACCAAGCUGGAGGCCAUGGUGAAGAUGCUCCAGGAGGACCUGAAGAAGGAGCGUGAAGAGAAGGUGAGACUUCAGGGUCAGAUCAAGAGGCUGUGGGAGGACAACCAGAGACUGCAGGAGGAGUCCCAGACCUCUGCCGCUAAGCUCAAGAAGUUCACAGAGUGGGUCUUCAACACCAUCGACAUGAACUGACUCCGACUUGCACAUUUUAACUCGCUCUCUCACGCACACACGCGCACACACACACACACACACACACAUAUAUACACAAAUGCAUACAUCAGCACACACAGUCUGAAUGCAGAGGGGGAAGACAUUGUGCACAAGAACAGUGGAGACUUGUUGUUGGACUCAAUUAGCCUGAUGCUGAACCCUCCGACCAGCUUCCAUUGGCUUCGAGCAUGGGUAAUAUUGUUGACCAGCCUCAGUCUCCACAGACCCCACUGUUAAACCUCUCAGGAUGGGACACAAGAAAAAAGGAUGUUGUUCAUCAGAUUAUGAAGGCCUGACCUCUACUCUCCAAUGGGACCACGAGAGCGUUGCUGAAUUGAUCUUUCUCUCAUCUCGCUGUGCCAAAAUUGUUUUUGCAAAAUUGCCAACAAAGAGGAAGCUCCCCCUCUUCUUUCUCAAGAGGUCAGCCAUGCUUUCUAAGUGGAUGUGCUUCUCUUUCUGGGGACAACCUAGAAUAGAUAUCUGGCCUUUUUCUUUCCAAUUACUUUUUUUCUCAUGUUGCCCAGCUUCUCUUAAAAGGUGGCUCGAGUCCUUUGUGCCAAACCAAACCCGCCACAGCAGAGGGUAGCCGGGACAUCCAUGUGACUUAAAGUAAAAACGUCUCUGAAAAUGCCACGCAAAGUCAGACAGGUACACGAGAAAUCUGCCAGCCCAGCCACUUACAAACAAGCACAAACACAUACAGUAAUGAAUAUGAAGCCUCAAGACCACUGGACACAGGAGAGGUUUUCAUUUCCUUCGAAUGUAAAUGGAAGGAACUUUAGUGUUUCCCCUCCUCAAAGCCGACGACAUGGAAGCAGGUCAAUCUGCCUCGGAACAGGAGGGAGAUAUGGAUUUGUAAAGUGUUUUUAAUUAUUUUAUUUUUUUUUGUCCUGUGUCACUCGGAUCGGGAUUACAGGAUCCUGUCUGUCUCUACAGCACAAACCAACACCUGACAGAGGAGUAUAUUUAUAAGCCAUCAGCAAGUGGUGCCAUUUAAACAUAACUGAUAUCCAGAGUGCUUUGGUCCAUCCCAAUUGUAUGUGUCUUAAAAGCAAUAGGAAGAAGUCAGGACUCCUGUCUCUCUCUCAAAAAAAAAAAAAAAAGGGGGAGAGUUUAUUCUGAGAAGAAGUUCAAUUUGGGAAAAGACAUUUUCAAAGUUGUUACACUUAAAAGACACCAGCCUCUGCUGCACAAGAGCCUCUCAUCUUCUUUCUUGGAGCAGGGGACAUCAUACUUUGAGGAAAAAAAAACAGGGAAGAGCGGACUCCACUCGCCAUCCCACUGUCUGGAAUACAGAGAGCCAGCUGAUAAGGAAUGACAGACAUUUUUUUGGGAGGGAAAGUAAGAGGGGGGACUUCUUUUUUUUUUUUUUCCCAGGUUAAUUUAUUUCCUUGUAUUAUAAUUCCAAUAAAUAAGUUGUUCUAUUCGUACAGUACAACUGACAUCAGUGUUUAGUUCCUCAAGAAAAAGAUCACUAGCUCUAUUAUUUAAAUGGCUUUCUUUCUUAACUACAGUAUAUGCUUUUUAUUCUGUAUUAUGUUGUAUUUUGUGGUGCCCAAGCCUGCUGUCAUGUUGCUUACAGUGCCCUCUAGUGAUGACCAGUGGAAAUGUCAUGAUUAUUAAAUGUGCUGCCAGUCA
Messenger RNA from Perca flavescens (yellow perch), 7913 nucleotides. RefSeq names its product signal-induced proliferation-associated 1 like 1 (gene sipa1l1). The transcript is spliced from 27 exons. Gene Ontology annotation, biological process: regulation of small GTPase mediated signal transduction. The record is from RefSeq and is a predicted model, not a curated record. Bases 804 to 6254 code for a protein of 1816 amino acids. Gene Ontology annotation, molecular function: GTPase activator activity; protein binding. NCBI's taxonomy places the organism in Eukaryota, Metazoa, Chordata, Actinopteri, Perciformes, Percidae. Gene Ontology annotation, cellular component: cytoplasm.